AUGCGAGGAAAGGUCAUACCGAAGGCAAGUCAGAGCGGAGGCCCGGUUCAGGGAUUGACAACACCAACGGCGAAUGUAUUACCAGUGGAUAACGCGAGAGUUGGUCCUGCAGUGAGGCGGAGCUCGGGGGGUGCAGCUGCAAUGAUAGGUGAGUUAGCCGUUUCUCAGCUAUGGAUGCUUGUUCUCUGUUGUUCCUCAUUGGAUUUCACUGGUGGAGUGAGACUGGCAGCUUAUUUCCGAGGUUCCCACAAGGGGAGUAGCAAGGCUGGCUCUAGGUGGAUGGCGCCUUCAUUGCUAAGAUCCCUAUCCAUCUCGAUCCCUCUUAUCCAACCCUUUUCGGCGGUAGUUGAAGUCCCCGUUGGGGAUAGGGCGAAAGAAAGAAGUGCCUGGUUUUGA
Striga asiatica is the source of this 396-nucleotide messenger RNA. The record is from the annotation of a GenBank genome assembly. NCBI's taxonomy places the organism in Eukaryota, Viridiplantae, Streptophyta, Magnoliopsida, Lamiales, Orobanchaceae.